AUGGCUGCUCGUGAAGACGUCGAGUUCAGAACCAUUGAUGGUCUUGUCCUCCGUGGCUGGCUUUACCCAGCAUCAAAGCGAGGCGCAGCCAUUAUCGCGACUCCUGGAAGCCCUAACUUCCCUCAGUUCAAUUUCACCAAAGAGACCAUGGUUGCAGAAGUCGCCGAGUACUUCCAGAAAUUCGAUUUCACCGUGCUCAUCUAUGAUCCCCGCUCAAUUGGCCUGAGCGACGGGACUCCGCGCAACGAAAUCCAUCCCUCGCGCAACGUUGAGGACUACCACGACGCCCUGACCUUCCUCAAAGGCCAUCCGCUGGUUGACCCGGCGCGCAUUGCGUACUGGGGCUUCUCGUACAGCGGCAUGCUAUCCCUCGUCGCGGCUGCUCUGGAUAAACGCGCAAAGGCCGUGGUGGCCAUGUGCCCGCUCACCAUCUGGGACUUCCCCCCCGAGAAAUGGCCUCGCGUACUAGCCAAGGCGCUCCGCGAUCGUGAGUCGCGUGCAGCAGGCAACAAGCCCGUCUACAUCCCCAUGCUUACGGCCGAGGGGGAGAAUCCAGCGGGUUUCGGCAAGGGCUUCGACGUGAACGGGUUCAAGAUGAUGGCGGGGGCGAAAGAGCUGCAGCCGACCUUCGAGUUGGAGACUACGCUGGGCAGCUACUACCACAUUGCUGCCUUCCAGCCGAUGGGACUGAUUCCUUGCGUCUCUCCAACCCCUGUUAUGGUGGUCACACCGGAGCAUGACGUGGUCUCGCCCGCAGAACUUCAGCGGACCGAGAUUUAUGACCGGUUGAAGGAGCCUAAACGCCACCUGGUCGUGCCAGAAAGGGGUCACAUGGAUGUGCUGAGUGGCGACGACUUUGCUAGAGUGCUGGAUGCGCAGGUUGCCUUCCUGCGCGAAGUUUUGGGAGCCUAA
This is a messenger RNA of Colletotrichum gloeosporioides, 912 nucleotides long. RefSeq names its product Polyketide transferase. Bases 1 to 912 code for a protein of 303 amino acids. The record is from RefSeq and is a predicted model, not a curated record. Lineage: Eukaryota; Fungi; Ascomycota; Sordariomycetes; Glomerellales; Glomerellaceae. The transcript has 2 exons.